AACAGCAAAACAGUUUGUUAGCAGAUAUGCGUAGACAUAGUACGCUGUUGACAGAUCAUUUGAGCAUUGGCAGCGAGCGAGAGUUAGCAUAAUACUCAAGAAACCGCUAUCUAUCUAUUAAUAUUAACAGACAAAGAGUGACCAACAAAAACAACAGCAAAUGUUAACAAGUUGUUUGAUGUUAAUGCUGAUGUUGCCGUGAUUUCUUCGGACUCUGUCCAAUUUGCUCAUAUUGUUGAAGACUGUGUCAAGUGUUCGGUUCGUGAUUAUUAUAGUGGCGUAUUUUCCGUUUUUUUUGUAAUUUGUUUUUUGUUUGUCGUUGUUAUUGUCGCCUGCCGGUCACAUAUACAUAAAUAAACGCAUACGUAGUUUCCAUAUAUUGUGAUUGUGAUCGCGAGCAAAGGAGAGAGCGAGAUGCACUAACAGCGGUUGUGAUAAAAACGCUGCUUUAGUGUUGUGUAUUUUUGGUUUUUGUUCUUGUUCUUCGUGCGGGCAAGUGGAUAUGAAUCAUUCGGCGACUACAAUUACAAUUACAAAUACAAUGCGAGUGCGAGUGCGAGGAGUGUGAGCGCAAAUCAUAAAUAAAUAAACUGUCCAGUCAAGCAAAAGUUAAACGAAACGAUAAACGAAGCAGGAACAGUCAACAAUCGACUCGCUCUCUCACACACACACACUCACACACGCACAUUAUGUGCUCGCGUCGCGUCGUCAAUUAAAUACUACGCGUACUUUGUUGUUGUUUUCAAAAUGCGCAAAGGCAACAACAAAGCAGCAGCAGAGGAACAACAACAACAACAACGAGAACAACAGCAACAAAUGUGGCCAACAUCGAGUUCGUCGAGUGCAGCACUUUAAGAGCAAAUAAUUCACAUUCGUUUUACUACAUACAUAUACAUAUAUAUUUUUUUGCUGUGACUCUGUGUGUGUGUGUGUGUGAAUAAUUUGGUGUUAAAUGUAGGCCAAACAACGACAAACGACGAAAAGACGGAGCAACAAUAACAACAACAACAACAAUUCGCAUAAUUGCAUAGAAAUUUACUGCGGCUGUCCAACGACGACAAAAGCGAAAGGCCCUUGGAGAUGGAUCGGGCGGGAAUGCAGGCACGUCCCGUGCCGGCUCCGCGUCGCCUUUACCCGGAGAUACGGGCAGCCGACUAUGAGAAUAUCGAGAUCAAUGUGAACAGCAGCAGCAGCAGCACAAAUACUGCCAGUAGCACCAAUCAAAUCAAUCACAGUCACAGCAACAACAACAACAACAAUAUAAACAACAACAGUGCGUGCAAAAAGUUAAACAUCGAUGUGGAGAAUAUGCACGCAAGUUGCGCUGACAAGAAACUGCCAGCGUAUAGUCACAACAAACUGAUACUCCAGGAGCUGAACGUGGAGCAGCCAAUCUAUGGACCCGAUGCCAAUGAGAAUGUGCCCACAGAGCCGCUUUAUGCGACGCCCAAGCCAGCGCCCAGGCAGCGAGCAAGAGCGGAGCUGCUGCUGGAAAAGGAGGAAGACGAAGAGCGAGAACGAGAAGCGGAAGCGAAAGCUGUGAAAGCAGCGGAAGAGCAACCUGGAACAUUGCCAAAGAAGGCAUUGCGUGCUGCGCCUCAAGUGCCAACGAAGCAGCAACAACUUGAACUCGAACGUCGUCGCCCCGAUCGCUGCUCCAUCUCGAGUGAGUUCUCCACAACAAGCAUUGGAGGCAACGGGCAGCCGGAGGAUGAUUCCCGUUACGCAUCGAAUGCAUCGCUCGACUGCAGCGAGAGCGGCUCACAGAGCGGCAAAUUCAAGUCGCCGUCACCCGGGUACGUAGACGUUGAGGGUGAGCACAAGGAUGUUGUUCAGCGGGAGCCCCAAACUGAAACAGAUAUUGAGAGUCAAACACAAAAUGAAACCGAAACCGAUACAGAAACUGAAACUGAAUCUGACAUCGAAAUCGAAAUCGAAACAGAGGCCGAGGCGGAUGGCGCCGCCUCGUCCGAUCUGUCGGAGAUUUCUGCAAGCUGUGACGAUCCCAAGAAUCUGCUGCGCUCGCUGGGCAAUACAUCGAAGCUACUCGGCGAGGCGAUUGGCGAGCGCGUUGCCUUCAAGGCGAAGGGCGCCAAGAAGCGCAUCGACAAGAAUCUAAAAAGCUCCACGGAGGCGAUCAGCAAUCUCGGCACCGAUCUGCGAAACGCUGCUGGCAAACGUUUCGGUUCGAAUUUCUCAUUGGGCAGACGCGACAAGACGGCUGCAGGCGGUGCUCCGGCAACCGGAACAUCGUUGGAUAGCCAAGCGGAGGCGGAGGCGGAGCUGGAACGACGUCGCACGAUGCCCAACACGGAUGUGUUUAGUGCAAUACAGUUCAAUAGUCCGCUGCAUCGCAAUGCGAACGGCGGCGGCCAAACGGAUCUCAGCGAGCAGCCCGCCGACGAGCUGACCUACGAGGUGCCGCCGAUGCAGUCGAAGCUGAAGCCCGCCAAGGCUGCCAAGCCGCCCAGCUACGAUGAGGCAUUGCGGUCGCGACCCACGCCGCCGGUGCCCGCGGUGGCCGCCAAGCAUUUGGCUCUGGAGGCAGCACAAAAAGUGCAGCUGCGUAGCCAGCAGCAGUCGAGCAGCGGCGAUUCGACAGGCGAGGAGUUGCCGAUGCCAGCGUUUCCGGCGCCGCGUCUCUCGCAGCAUUUGGACGCACUGCAGCCGCCGACACGCCACAAGCGUCGCAAGAACUACGAGAACAUACAGUUGCGUCGUCCGCCCGUCGAUUCCGCCGAGCUGCAUGAACUGAAUCGCGUCGCAGCCGAUGCGGAACGCAAGGAAUCGCUGCUCCUCAAUGCGAACAUUGCGGCCGAAGAGGCGCGUGCUCCGAAGCCAGAGCGCAGCGACUCGUGGCAAUUCUACGACGAGGCCGCAGUGAAUCCUGGCGAGGCGGAAGAGGAGGACGUCGACUGCGAUUCGUGCUCGUCCCCAGAGCCGUUGUAUGCCAAUCAGGAGGCCACCUAUGGCAAGCUCUUUGAGAUGGCCACCAGCAGCAACAGUCGCAACAAGCUUCUGACCCCGCAGCCGGAACUCGCAUGCAUCAGCGAAGAUGGCGAGCUGGACAGCAACGAUGGCGCAGUUGGUGGCUGGUCGGGAGCGGGAGCGGGAUCGGGAGUCGGAGCUGGAACGCAUGCGGAGCUGAUCGAAGAGUUUGAUCCGCUGAUGAGCAAAUCAUCAACGCUGGCGCGUUCGAACAAAAGCAACGAACUGCUGCUGCUCGAGCAUCUGCUCGAGGAGGACACAUAUGGCACCAUCAAGCGGGAGCAGGACGAUGUCAGCAUGUGCACCUCCGAGGAGGAUGCGCGCAACAAUGAUGCCACAACACCAACAACGCCAACAAGAACAACGGCUGCCGUAGCUGGGGCAGCAACAACUUCCCCAUCGACUGCCGCAAGCAACGAGCAGUUGCAGGAAGAUUCGGAUUCCCCCGAUGCAGUCGAGGCACGCGCCAAACCCUUCCUUUGUCGCCUCGACGAAAAGUCCGCGGCAUCCGCUGUGGUCGUGGAUUUGUCAGCGCCAUCGCGGAAUCGCACCAAUUGGUUUGUGGGCGACAAGGCGAACACACACAUCGAGGGCGAUAGUCCGCCCACGUAUCUGGAGGCCAUUGGCGGCGACGGUCAACCGCUGGCCACAUCAUCAUCAGCAGCAGCAGCAGUCGGAGCAUCAACAUCAGCCGCAGCAGCAGCAACAACCACAUCGCCAACAGCUGCAGCUGGCGGUGAAACACGCUCCACGCUAGGUUCACGUUUCAGGCAAACGAUGAACGCCUUCUCGAAUGUCAAACUGCGCAUGGAUGCGAUGAAGCGACGUGCCAGCUUCAAGGGUGCUGCCCAGCGGCAGUCGGAUGUCAAGGUGGCACUCCAGAUGGUGCCACGUCCAUGUUUGUCGCCUCUGCUGGUGCGCUACGAGGGACCACUGGUGCGUUUUCCCUCGGGCGUCGUCGAGGACAUACUCAAGGAGAUGCAGAAUCGCAAAGCCAUUCUGCGUGAUCGUCAGUUUCAGACGUUCCUCGAUCAGGAGAUGAAGACGCCCAAGGAACUGAUACCGCUCGACACGAUCACGACGCUGCAGUGCGUCAGCAACAGUCGCGUCACGGACAGUGCCACGCAUUUCUAUUGCUUCGAGGUGACCACGUCGCAGCCGAAAAAUGGCAACGCCACCUCCGAUAAUAUGUCCUCCAAUCCGAAUCUGUUGAUGACCAGCAAUGCCUGCGGCAAUGUGAAGCAACAGCGUGUCGCCCAUCUCUACGGUGUGGGCAAGGAGUCCGAGCGCGGUGUCUGGAUGCAAAAGAUCCUCGAGAGUCUCACGAACAGCGUGCCCGUGAAAUAUACCUGCCACUAUUAUCGCGCCGGCUGGUGCUACCUUAAGAAUUCCAUCACCUCAGAAUGGAGCGGCACUUGGCUGGUGCUGCGCAAGAGUCAGCGACGUCUCAUCUUUGUGAGCGAGGCCAACGGCAAUGUCGAGAAAAUGGAUCUUCGCAAAGCGCGUUGCAUAGUGCUGAAGGAGAGCGACGAUUCCAUUGACAAUCUGCACGUGGAGAGCGGCCCGUUGCUGAUGAUCGACUGUCCGCCGUACUCGGUGUACAUGAUCAUGAGCUCGGCGAGGGAGACAAAGAUCUGGCGACACAUCAUUCGCGAGGUGGCCCACAACAAUGGCUUCUCACUAGGCGAUCAGCAGCUGACGCGCUACGAUGUGCCCGUCAUCGUGGACAAGUGCAUCAAUUUCGUGUACAUUCACGGCUCCAUGUCGGAGGGCAUUUAUCGCAAGUCCGGAUCGGAGAAUUCGAUGCACAAACUGAUGAGCGCCUUUCGUGCGGAUGCCUUCAAUGUGGAGAUCACGCGCAACGAAUACAAUGAGCACGAUGUGGCCAAUGUCCUCAAGCGUUUCAUGCGCGAUCUGCCCGAACGUUUGCUGGGCAAACUAACCGACAGCUUUGUGUUUGUCACCGAACUCGCUGUGGCCUCCGAGAAGAUACCCAUCUACAGGGAGCUGCUCGGACGGCUGAGCACCAUUGAGCACGAGACGUUGCGACGCAUCGUUGGCCACUUGGUGUUCAUCAGUUCCCAGCAGGCGAAGAACAAAAUGAGCAUACAGAAUCUAACUAUGAUCUGGGGUCCCACACUGCUGGCGAAGAAGUGUGACGAACUCAUUUACUCACAGAAGGAGGCCGAUGUGCUCACCGAUCUGAUUGUACUCUAUAAGAAUCUAUUUCCCUGCAGCGCCGAUGAAAUGAAAAAGGAGCAAGCCAUGCUGAUGUGCCUGCAAAAAUACUAUGCAGCCGCUGAGACACUCAAAGAUGCUGUGAAACAGUCUGGUGAUAUUAAGAUCUGGAUCAGUCUAAAUCCCAAUCCGGAUAAUACAACAGAGGAGAAGACACAAGUGAAUGCGACAAUCUCACCGACAAAGACCGCCUAUGAGUUGUGUCGCGAGUAUUCGGAGAAGAUGCGAUUGCCCACACAUCAGCUGACGCUGUACGAGGUGAUCUUGAAUGAUAGUCUAGAGCGGCCGCUGCAUCACGAUGCCAAAGUGUUCGAUGUCAUAUUGAACUGGUCGUAUUGGCCCGAAGAGGAUCGCAAGCACAAUUAUCUUGUGGUUCGACCCAUCGAUAUGCUACGCGAGGUGCAGCGGGCUGUGAAGAAUCUGGCGACAGUGACGCCGGGCAAGGAGCUGCGCUUUGCUGACUAUCGCACCAAGUCCUUUAAGUCGCUGCAGUGUGAGCUGCGUGAUGGCAAAAUUGUUGUCUCGAAGAAGGAUAAGAACGACAAGACAACGAUAAUACGUGAAAUAUUCCUGCAGAGCUCAACCGCGUAUUUGGGCUGUGAACGCAAGCGUGACUUCCCCUGGAGCUGGGCUAUCACAUUUGUGGAGCGCACUCAGGCGCAAAUUAUGAGAUCGCGUGAUGCUCCGUACAUUGGUCAUGUGCUGGCGGGCAGUGAAUGGGUCGAUCGCACUAUUUGGUAUUCGAGCAUUUGGUAUUGUCUACAUGGGGAUAAUAUAUUGCCGCCAGCGGAGAUCAUCAUCAAGUGAGAGAGAACAAUUUUCCAAGAUUAUUCUACCCUUAAUUUUAUUUUAUUCAUACUGGUCCUUUCUAAUUAUUAUUAUUAUUAUUUAAAAAUAUUUUUUCUUAUGUUUUUUUUUUUUUAGCUUAAUUGGCAAUAUUAUUUAGUGUUUUUUUAGUGCGAUAAAUUGUAGAUACUUUUGAAUAAUAUACUCUAAACUUGAAUUGAUCGAUCCGAAGUUAAAGUUUCCAUAACGAUCGUGAUAAAGCAAAUGAAAAUGUGUGUUUAGCAUUUGUGCAAUACAAAAAAGUAAUUUCCAUCUAUCAAUAAUGUAAUUUAGCAAAUUAUAUCAUUCUUUUAUAAUAUCCCCAGCACAUUGAAUUAAGUUCAACGCUUUUGGUUCACACUUAAAUCUUUCAUAGCCUCACAAACUUAUCCACAUAUGAGUACUUUUUGUAUUCAUGUACUUAUCAAUGAAUAUCCGACAAGAAACAUUAUUCCAAUUUCCUUAUAUCAUCAGUUUUUUGGAGUAUUCUUUUCAACGUUGUGCAUUUAACAACAUUUAUCUUAAAGUUAUGCCAUCUGUCUUCAAUGUAGCUAGUUCCUCCGAGGCAUCUUCGAUAUUUUGUGUGUAUGUUUUGUUCGUUUGUGUAAAUGUAUUAGUAUGACUGACAAUGUGUGUGUGUGUAGCUAAGGAAAAUUGAAUUUCACAUCCAUCUUUUCACUAUUGCAAACUUAAUUAUAUUUGUAUUUUUUUCCAAUUUAUAUCUUAAUAUUUCGGUUUCCAUAUUUAUGUAUUUUUAUAUGAUUGCAUUUUAAAUUUAAUAAUAGUAAACAUUCUAAUUAAGCAAAGAAUGGAGAAAAAACAUAUGUAGAUGAAAAUAUAAACACAAGAUAUAUUUUGUAUUUUUUAAUGCCAUUAUAUAUUAAUUUCUAUG
Molecule: messenger RNA, 6943 nt
Organism: Drosophila nasuta
Lineage: Eukaryota; Metazoa; Arthropoda; Insecta; Diptera; Drosophilidae
Gene: RhoGAP15B
Product: RhoGAP_ARAP and RA_ARAPs domain-containing protein RhoGAP15B
Exons: 9
Coding region: 1081-6033 (1650 amino acids)
Biological process (GO): signal transduction; positive regulation of GTPase activity
Cellular component (GO): cytoplasm
Molecular function (GO): GTPase activator activity; phosphatidylinositol-3,4,5-trisphosphate binding
Source: RefSeq, a predicted model, not a curated record